GUCUGUAACUCAAAACUCUAGAUCAUGCUACAAGUGAGCUCCGAUACUUGAAAACUUGAGUACCAUUUAAACUGUAAUUAUUUUUUUAAAAGUAUGACGACUUUACUCAUCUACUAAUUGUCAUAUGUCGUACUUAUAACAUACAAGUAAUUAGUAUAUAUUGUAUAUAUUAAUAUAAAUGUGAAUAAGUGUAGGAUAAAUUUAAAAUAAAUAAAAAUACGGUGAUGAUGAGGAUGAGGAAGUGGAUGUUGAUGUUGAUAUAGAAGCCAGUGAUUAAAUGGCUGAUGAAAAUAAUUAUGUAUUACGAUUUAUGAAAAACACAAAUAACAGAAGUAGGUUUGAGAACGAUUAUAACUACGAGCAGCGACCUCUGAUGAAUGCGAAUGGCAAGGCGGUGACAAUGGAUGCCAAUGGAAAUGGAAAACGUGAGUCAAAUAAAAGCAUUGAUGUCUUUUAUCGACAACAAAAACAAGAUUCCGAUGAUGAGGCGGAAUGCGCUGACCUGGACUUCAUUUACGACGACGCUGAUACUCAUGUCAACGAAAUUGCUGAGUUGUACAGUUACACUGAGCAAUAUGAACUCCAGCUUAAUCUCAAAGCAUUUGACGACCAAAUGGAGAGUUACAAACUCCGACCAUGGUGGCAAAAUCUUGCGGAAGCUCAGCAGAAGUCAGUGAUAUUAAAAUUACUUGACCAAUUGGAGGUAUCGAACAAGCAUAUGCGUAUGAAAGCUGCUAGAUGUAUACUUUAUUUAGCUCAAGGUUGCUGGGGUGAAGUGCAAUCUGAUAGAGAGCAGCAGGAGUGGACACGAACAAACGUCAUGUUGCUGUACGAAGCCGGCGUAUUUUCAGCGUUUGUUGAAUUAUUGAACAUUGAAAUUGAAAAUAAUACAACAGCCAGCUCUGCAAUGAGAAAAUUGGCUGUAAGUCUUGCUGACUCUGUUGAUUUACGUGUUAUACUAUCUGUUUUAUAUAUUAUUACUGAAGUUAUGAGGGAAGAAGUAAAGAGUAUCGGCAGCAGUAUUUAUAAAAAUAAUGUUAUUAAUUUUAAAGAAGAACUUAUACACCCGUACGGUGACGAUUUUUUGAUAGUCAAAUUACUGGGUAUGGUGACGUGUUUUUGCAGCGGUUCUGCGCCUCAUUUUCCGAUGAAAAAGGUCCUGCUGUUGCUGUGGAAGUUGAUACUGGUGUCGCUUGGCGGGAUUGACGAGCUGAGAAGACUCAAACGCGAGUACCGUGAGGAAUUUGGGCUUGACACAAAUCAGGAGGACACUAUUGAAGUCGCCAAGACGAUGCGAGCCAGUUCUCCGCCUGCCAGUGCAACCGAUUUGAUUGGCGAACAGACAUUCGGGGCCAGCAGACGAAAAUUACGCAGGCGUUUGAUGAAGCAGAGUUCGUAUGAAGAAGUGGUGGUCUUUGGAGCUGAAGACUCUGUCGAAGGCGGCGGUUCCGGGGACAAUGAAGGGGAUGGAGAGAUGAUGGGCUACAUGGACCAGCCGCCUAUGGAUUCUUAUCAAUCUAACAAUCACUGCGAUGAUUUAAAUAACCAGCAGCUGCCGAGACCGAGUACACCACAACCAGCUAGAAAUAAGGGACUACCCUGGACACCUAAAGUACGUCAGAAAGACGUCGCUGCGUUUUUAGACACCUCGAGAUUAAAAUUCGUCGGCUAUAAACUGGAAGGCGACAAUGACAGCUUGAUUGGACUCCCCCAGCCUAUUCACGAAGGAGUUCAGACACUCAAACGUCACAUGUACACGUCGCUGGCUGAGGUACAGAUUAUCAAGGAGGAAGAAAUAGCGAGAAAUCCGCUGACGACACCCGAGCCACCGUUGAGACAAAACCCCACGGAAAUUUUAUAUCAGGCUAUUCUAGCAAAUCUGCCGCAGUACAUGAUCGCCCUGUUGAAAAUUUUACUCGCUGCUGCUCCGACGAGCAAGGCCAAGACUGACAGUAUAAAUAUUAUGGCGGAUGUACUGCCCGAAGAAAUGCCAAUGACUGUUUUACAAUCAAUGAAACUGGGUAUUGAUGUUAAUCGUCAUAAAGAAAUAAUCGUUAAAGCUGUAUCAGCUAUUCUGCUUCUUUUAUUGAAGCACUUUAAGAUAAAUCAUAUUUAUCAAUUUGAAUUCAUGUCACAACAUUUGGUAUUCGCUAAUUGUAUACCACUAGUGCUUAAAUUUCUUAAUCAAAAUAUUUUGUCUUACAUUGAAGCUAAAAAUGUGAUUCCUAUACUUGAUUUUCCAAUUUGUGUAAUUGGUGACCAGCCGGAAUUGACAAUUGAAAGUUUGGAGAUCGGUGACAGUCAAUCUUAUUCAUGGCGAAACGUAUUUUCGUGUAUUAAUUUAUUACGUAUUCUUAAUAAACUGACUAAAUGGAAACAUAGUAGAAUAAUGAUGUUGGUUGUAUUUAAAUCAGCUCCAAUAUUAAAGAGAACUUUAAAAGUAAGACAUGCAAUGAUGCAAUUGUAUGUUUUGAAACUUUUAAAGAUGCAAACAAAGUAUCUAGGCAGGCAAUGGCGUAAAACAAACAUGAAAACAAUAAGUGUCAUUUAUUCUAAAGUACGACAUCGUCUCAAUGAUGAUUGGGCAUACGGUAACGAUCUCGAAGCAAGACCAUGGGACUUUCAAGCAGAAGAAUGUGCACUUCGAGCAUGCGUUGAUCAAUUUAAUAACCGACGAUACAUACAUGUAAAUAAAGAUGAACAAAUGGAGCCUCUUGACACGUCAAUAACGUCCGUACUAGGAGCGAAUGUUGAGCUAACAGAUGAAUUUAAGCAGCACUACGAGUUGUGGUUACAACAGGAAGUCUUUCAAACCAGCAUAGACUGGGACAAGUUGCUGGAAAUAACUCGCUGUGAAAUAUAAAUUAAUCCCAAUCUGUUGGCUCAAAUAAUACUCAUUAAUAUGAUACUCGAGCACUUUGUUUUAAUUUUUGUACAAUAGAGUUAGGCAUUAGAUCAUUAAUAUUAUUAUUAUUAUAACUAUAAUUAAUUACUAAUAACAAUUCUGAUGCAUUAAUUAGUUAUUUAAAGUAUUGACUAGUGUCUCAAUGUACGAUUGCAAGAUUUUCAACCCGUGAAACUGAAAUAGAUCAAAUCUUUUUCACUGAAUUUUAAAUAAUUUUAGUGAGUGAGUGUGAGAAAAUUUUUUUUUUUAAUUUUAACUCAUUAAAUUUAUAAUAAAUAUUUAUAUUGAACGUAAUUAUUAAUUAACAUGAAAUAAUUUACGAUUUAAAUUUAAACGUGAGUACUAUUGAAUGAGAAUAAAUGAGUUACGUGUUAUAUCAUAGAUUAAGAUUUAAUUAUUAUAAUUAACGUAUAUAGAACCAAUGAAAUGUCUUCGUAAAUUAAUUAUCGUUUCAACAACACAUAUAUUUUUUUUUAAAGUAGCGGCAUUUGUUAAUAAAUAAUAAUUAAUUCGUUAAUAAUUAAUUA
This is a messenger RNA of Microplitis mediator, 3432 nucleotides long. It is a transcript of the gene Strip, whose product is annotated as striatin-interacting protein 1 homolog. The transcript is spliced from 7 exons. The record is from RefSeq and is a predicted model, not a curated record. Gene Ontology annotation, cellular component: cytosol. Gene Ontology annotation, biological process: cytoskeleton organization. Lineage: Eukaryota; Metazoa; Arthropoda; Insecta; Hymenoptera; Braconidae. Bases 278 to 2863 code for a protein of 861 amino acids.